Messenger RNA from Triticum aestivum (bread wheat), 3248 nucleotides. RefSeq lists its product as uncharacterized. Bases 1636 to 3123 code for a protein of 495 amino acids. The transcript is spliced from 10 exons. Lineage: Eukaryota; Viridiplantae; Streptophyta; Magnoliopsida; Poales; Poaceae. The record is from RefSeq and is a predicted model, not a curated record.
UGAACAGUGCCGCGAGCGUUGCGUCUCGCGCGAGCAAAGAAGCAAGCGAGCUAGAGAAAAAAAAAGAAGCGGGCGAGCGAGCGAGAGAAAAAAAGAAGCAGGCGAGCAGCUGUAGCGAGCGAUACGUAACCCGCGUCUCCCCCACGACCCCCGCCUCCUCUCCUGCCGCCGCCCCGCCCUCCCCACCCGCACGCGUCCCACCCUCCUCCUUGACCUCCCUCGCUGCCUCUCCUUCUCUUCCUUCUCUCUCUCCUGUACCGCCGUCCUGCCCCAUCCACCCAUGCUCCACUCCGACGGCGACGAUGACCUGUAGGCGAAGGGCGACGAUGACCUGUAGGCGAAGGGCGACGACGCAGAGGAGAGGGAGGUGCGGCAGCAUACGGGAGAGGGUCACCAGCUAGCGUCGGCCUGUGCUGGUGAGGUCGGGCUCCACCGUUCCUGUCCCUCGUCCUCACGCGGCCUCUCUUGGUCACUGGCGCUGCAGUUGCGCGGGGCGUGAGGAUAGAGAUGUUGGCCCUCGUCCAGGAACGCGGCGUCCAUGGCCGCUCCUCUCCUCCCGAUUUGCCUCCUCUUCUUUGUGCGCGCCGGCCGCUGCAGCUCCUCGCGCCGCCUCCGUCCAUCCCACCUCUCUUGUUUUCCUCCUCUCUCAGAUCGGGCGCCUUCGCUCGCCGUGGUUCCAGAUCGGGCGGAUUGGAGGAGCAGUGGAGGGCGAGGCCUGGAGCUCCAUCGGCAGCGCGCGCUAGACUGGUGCCAGGCUGCAUCUUCUCCUACCUCCGUUCUGGUGCCUCCUCCUACCCGCGUAAACAGCGAGCGGAGGGCGUAAUCACGUAAGUGCCAGAGUUUGGAGGUGGAUGUUACUUCAGGAAGGAAGUUGGUUACAAUUUUUCAUUUGUUUGAUGCAGCAGGGACAAACUAAUUUGCAGGGAUAUCAUGUGCAUAUGUACGAGUUUCCUUUGCUUCGGUUGGAGAUAUGUGUGUGCCUGAAGAUAUAAUCUUAAAUGCAUUUUAUAAUUUCUUGGUGUUGCGAUCUCUCCCCAUCUUAGCAUUGUCUUUCGUUGGAAGGGGAGGAAAUUUGUGUAUAUCACACCUAUCAGCUGCAUCCCACAAAGAGGAAUUUUGUGUCAGACAUUGCCAUUGGAGAAGCUUUGACAGGAAAUGGAUUGUAAUUUGCAAGUGAGGUGGGGCUUUUGAUUGGGCCUUGUGGUGGUUGGAUCCGCUAACAGAUAGGGAGAAGCAUGAUAGAUCGGGCAGAGAUCGCAGGUCGCGGCCAUGGGAGAGCAGGGGAGGCGUGGUUUACGUGAUGGAUAUGUAGUAGGGGAGGGUGAGGAGGACGGGCAUGUGGGAAGGCACAGCAAUGCCGGAGCUAAAGCGGGCGCUUGUGUCACGGUGGUGCUUGCUGGUCAUCGUCCAUAAUCUCCAAGUGCAGAUUGGACGAUGAAGAGACGAGGAAGGAUGUUAGGAAGAGUGAAGAACAAGGCGGACCUUCUCUGGUGGAAGAACAAGAUGAACCCUCUUUUGUGGGUCCUGUUUUUGGCAAAAUAUGUGGGGACUCGAAUGACAAUGAGCAGGUGCCAUUAAUUCCUACAAUGGCCUUUUUCUUCUUCUCAGAAGCCAGAUAAUGUUCAGUUGGAAGAGAUGGAUAUGAGGUGCGUGCAAGUACAAGUGUGCAAUGACAGUCAGUGCACACAAGAGAGCAUAAAUUUCAGUAAGGAGAAGCUCAAAGCUGUAAUGGAAGAAGAGGCAGUGCUAGAGGAGGGACAUAAUAACAGUGAUGACUCUAAGGCUGCUGCAUAUGACAGUGAUAACAAUCCUUUCUGCAUGGAGAAGUACAGGAUAAUUGAAGACACAGAGAUAAUUGAGGGGAAUAGACUAGCAGAGCAAGAAGUUGAAGAUGAAGAUUCAGAUGAAGAUGAUGAGGAUUCAGAAGAGGAACAAUUACAUUAUGAGGGUGACACUGAGGUUGAGGACUUGUUUGAGAUGGAGGAGGAGGAGGAGCAGGAGAAGGAGAAAGAGGAUGAGGUCAAUGUUGUUGCAACAGAAGAAACACCAAUGCAAAAACCUCCAAAAAAGAGGAAGAAGCUGGCAGUUAGGAGAGGCCCUACUACUAGGACACAUUCAAGUGUGUUGGAGGAGGUGCAACCUGAUUUCAUUCCUUCAUCAGAUGAAGAAGAUGAUGGAUUGCUGUUUGAGGAUGAUGAUGAUGGACAUGAGCCAAUGUCCUUUGUUCUACCUAAAGGGAGGAAGAGUAGGGCCAAGAAAAUAAAACCAAGGAUCUGGUACAAUGACAAACUUGAGCAACCACAUCAGCAGUUAUGUCUGUACAUGUGCUUCAAGAAUCAGCAUCAAUUCAGAGAUGCUUUGUUGAGCUUGCACAUCACACAGGCCAGAGACUUCAGGUAUCACAGGAAUUCAGACCAAAGGAUCAUUGCCUGUUGUAAGCAAGAGCACUGCCAGUUUUGCAUAGUUGCUGCAGUUAUCAAAGGGGAGAAGACUUUUGCUAUUAAGAAAAUGAGGCUGGAGCACACUCGCCCUAGCAGCACUGAGUCAUCAAGGAUCAGUGCCAAGUGGCUUGCAAAGACCUAUGAGUCAUUGUUCAGGUCUGAUCCAACCACCAGCAUACACACUCUAAUUGACAACUGCAAUGAGAAGUAUGGUGUUGAUGUGCCAAGGCACAUGGCCUAUAGGUACACCAACUGCAAGCAACAGUUGAGACCAGAGUUGGCUUUGAGGAAAAACAAGCAUGUGGCACCUGCAAGAUCAAGGAAUGAAGAUACUCCAUCAGGAUCACAGCAGCCACCAGCAAGGUCUGCUUCUGCAAGAACUACUUCUGCAAGAUCUGCUAGUGCAAGAUCUGCUACUGCAAGAUCUGCUAGUGCAAGAUCUGCUACUGCAAGAUCUGCUAGUGCAAGAUCUGCUACUGCAAGAUCUGCUACUGCAAGAUCUGCUUCAACAACUGCUAGAGGGUCAGCUAGUGCAAGUGCAAGAUUUGCAAGGCCUUUCACUGCCCCAAGAUUUGCUGAAGGAGCUUCAUCUUCUGGUCCUUCUACUUCUGGUGCUCCUUCAAGUGCCACAGGGAAUUAUACUCGUUUGAUGUCGUACUUUACUGCCAGUGGUAACUUAUGAGUGAUAGAAUGUUGCUACUUUAGUCUAAGUGGUGCUACAAAAUUGAUGUAUGUUCUAAUGGAUUGCUAAGUUGAGUCUGAUGUGAACUGCAAUAUUUGGUCAUUUGGCACUUGUGAACAACUCAA